This is a messenger RNA of Talpa occidentalis (Iberian mole), 987 nucleotides long. RefSeq names its product translation initiation factor IF-2-like. Lineage: Eukaryota; Metazoa; Chordata; Mammalia; Eulipotyphla; Talpidae. Bases 1 to 987 code for a protein of 328 amino acids. The transcript has a single exon. The record is from RefSeq and is a predicted model, not a curated record.
AUGGCGCGGGGCGCCCCCAGCGCGCUGCCACCUCGACGGGCCGGCCCCCGCCUUCCCCGGCCCGCCGCGCCGGAGGGUGCAGCUGCGGCAGCGCGGCCGCGCCGGCACGAAGCACCCGCCGCGGUCGCAGCCCGGGGCUCGGGACGGCCCCAGGCCCCCGCGCCACGGGCCGGGGUCCGCGACAGCCCCGAGCCCCGGCAGCCCCUCAAGGAUCCUGGACACCCCGCCAGGGCCCGGCAGCCCCUCCGGGACCCCGGCCGCCCCUCCAGGCUCCGGCCGCCCCUCCGGGACCCCGGCCGCCCCUCCGGGACCCCGGCUGCCCCUCCAGGCUCCGGCCGCCCCUCCGGGACCCCGGCCACCCCUUCGGGACCCCGACUGCCCCUCCGGGACCCCGGCCGCCCCUCCGGGACCCCGGCCGCCCCUCCGAGCUCUGGCCGCCCCUCCGGGACCCCGGCCGCCCCUCCAAGACCCGGCCGCCCCUCCAAGACCCCGGCCGCCCCUCCGGGGACGCCAGCCGCCCCUCCAGGCUCCGGCCGCCCCUCCGCGACCCCGGCCGCCCCGCCGGGCUCCGGCCGCCUGGCCGGGCCAGCGCGGGCCGCCGCGGCAGGGCUCACCUCGACGCCGGCCCGCCUGGCCGCUCCUCCCGCUCCUCCCGCGGCGCCCGCCCGGCGUCUGCGCGGCCAGCCAGCCGCCUGGCCUGGUCUCCGCAGAGGCGGGGCCCGCGCCCACCAACCCGGGCCGCCCGCCCGCCGCGCCCGCCAAUCGGGCGGCCGUUGCCGGGGCGACGGCUUGGCGCGGGCCGAGGCUGACGUCAACCGAGCCCCGCGAGGGGCCCCGAGGAGGGUCCGGAAAGGCGGGUGGGGUGGGUGCGACCCCGGGCAGAAAACGGGGCUGACGCAGAGCGCGUCCCACCAGCCCCCCAACACAAGGCCGCCCGGGGGCGCGGGCCGGGGCCGAGCGCUGUCGAGGCCCAAAACCCGCGGGUGA